GCAGGUUUUCUUCACCAGCGGAGUGUGAGAAAUAGAGACUGAAGAAGAUGAGUGAGCUGGAACAGUUACGGCAGGAGGCAGAGCAGCUGCGAAAUCAAAUCAGAGAUGCAAGGAAAGCAUGUAGUGACACAACCCUUGCUCAGAUCACAACAAGCCUGGACUCAGUGGGUCGAAUUCAAAUGCGAACAAGGCGUACGCUUAGAGGUCACUUAGCCAAAAUCUAUGCUAUGCACUGGGGAUCUGACUCAAGGCUACUAGUCAGUGCUUCUCAAGAUGGAAAAUUAAUUAUUUGGGAUAGUUAUACAACAAAUAAGAUGCACGCCAUUCCUUUGAGAUCCUCCUGGGUGAUGACUUGCGCGUACGCGCCGUCUGGAAACUACGUGGCCUGCGGUGGACUGGACAACAUCUGUUCCAUAUACAACUUAAAAACCAGAGAGGGCAACGUGAGAGUCAGCCGGGAGCUGCCCGGGCAUACAGGAUACUUGUCCUGUUGUCGCUUUCUAGAUGACAACCAAAUUGUCACUAGCUCAGGAGACACCACUUGCGCUUUGUGGGAUAUCGAAACUGGUCAACAGACCACCACCUUCACUGGGCACACUGGCGAUGUGAUGAGUCUCUCUCUAAGUCCAGACAUGAGGACUUUCGUUUCGGGUGCCUGCGAUGCCUCCUCGAAGCUUUGGGAUAUCCGAGACGGAAUGUGCAGGCAGUCGUUCACAGGGCACGUGUCGGAUAUUAAUGCAGUCUGUUUUUUCCCUAAUGGACACGCGUUUGCCACUGGAUCUGAUGAUGCCACUUGCCGGCUCUUUGACCUACGCGCAGAUCAGGAAUUAAUGAUGUAUUCGCACGACAACAUCAUCUGCGGGAUCACUUCUGUAGCCUUCUCCAAAAGCGGUCGCCUCUUGCUAGCAGGUUACGAUGACUUCAACUGCAACGUGUGGGAUACUCUGAAAGGGGAGAGAGCAGGUGUCCUGGCUGGCCAUGACAACCGUGUCAGCUGUUUAGGUGUUACUGAUGACGGCAUGGCUGUAGCUACAGGGUCUUGGGACAGUUUUCUCAGAAUCUGGAAUUAACUGGGAGCCAAACAUGUACAUUCUCCAUUUGAGAUCUGGAGAGAUCAAUGCUGCAGCCUAUAGCUGUGAAAUAACAUUUCUACCUUGUAUUUGCAGGUGAAGUUUUUCUAUUCACUGAUUAUUACACAAAAUGGCUUUCUGUAAACUAGAAAAAAAAAAAAUCAAGUGAAGAAAUAGGGGAGGGGGGAAGAAAUCACUGACUUUUUAAAAGGGGCCAGCACACAUAAUCAUGGUGACCGACAAACUA
Molecule: messenger RNA, 1317 nt
Organism: Nipponia nippon (crested ibis)
Lineage: Eukaryota; Metazoa; Chordata; Aves; Pelecaniformes; Threskiornithidae
Source: RefSeq, a predicted model, not a curated record